GCCCGCAGGUCGGCUUCACCGCGACGACGUCGAGCGCCAAAUUCAAAGAGGGCGCCAUUUUGUGGCCGGGGUUUAAGACCUUAACAGAGGAAGGAGGGAAAGGAAUGGCUCCUUUGGGGACGAAGGGAGAGCCAGGAGACAUGGUUUCAGCUCCAUCAAGCGCUGAAGGUGAUGCUAUCAAGGUUUACAUCAGAGUGCGUCCUCCUUCAGAAGAAAGUAGCCAAGUUGAUGGGGCCCAUGGUUUGUGUUUAUCUGUUCUGUCCACAAACACCAUCCGUCUGCAUUCAAAACCUGAACCUAAGAUCUUCACCUUUGACCAUGUGGCAGAUGUAGAUACAACGCAGGAAUCGGUGUUUUCAAGUGUGGCAAAAAAUAUAGUGGAGUCAUGUAUGAAUGGCUACAAUGGAACCAUUUUUGCAUAUGGUCAGACUGGUUCGGGGAAAACAUUUACUAUGAUGGGACCUCCUGACUCUGAUAACUUUACACAUAACCUGAGAGGUGUGAUACCACGAAGCUUUGAAUAUUUGUUUUUUUUAAUAGAACGUGAAAAAGAAAAGGCUGGUACUGGGAAGAGUUUUCUCUGUAAGUGCUCAUUUAUUGAAAUCUACAAUGAACAGAUAUUUGACUUGCUGGAUUCUGCUACAGCAGGACUUUUCCUCAGAGAGCACAUCACAAAAGGAGUAUUCGUUGUUGGUGCAGUGGAGCAAGUGCUGACCUCAGCUGCUGAAGCUUAUCAAGUGUUAACCACGGGAUGGAGAAAUCGUCGUGUAGCAUCUACCUCAAUGAAUAGGGAGUCCUCAAGGUCGCAUGCUGUCUUCACUAUCACUGUAGAAUCAAUAGAGAAGAACAAUGAAGUUAUGAAUAUUCGAUCCUCUCAGCUCAAUUUGGUGGAUUUGGCUGGAUCUGAGAGACAAAAAGAUACUCAUGCUGAAGGAGUUAGGUUAAAGGAGGCAGGGAACAUCAACCGAUCGUUAAGUUGCCUGGGCCAAGUAAUCACUGCACUUGUUGAUGUGGGCAAUGGAAAACAGAGACACAUCUGCUACAGGGAUUCCAGACUUACCUUCCUGCUUAGGGAUUCACUUGGAGGUAAUGCUAAAACAUGCAUCAUAGCAAAUGUUCAUCCAGGAUCCAGAUGUUUUGGUGAAACCUUGUCCACUCUUAACUUUGCUCAGAGGGCAAAACUGAUUAAAAACAAGGCUGUGAUAAAUGAAGACACGCAAGGAAAUGUAAGACAAUUACAGUCUGAAGUGAAGAAACUGAAAGAGCAACUUGCUCUGCUUACUGCAGGGCAGUCUGUGUAUGAUGCUUCUCAUCCUGCAGGUACCAUCACACAUGAUGUGGGAAAUAAAGAUUAUAAGAAUCAUUUCCUUGAAGCCAUGCUGUUCUUAGAAAAGUCUGAAAAUGAAAGAAAGAUAUUGUUAGAAAAAGCUUCCAAACUAGAAGACCUAUGUGUCAAAAAAGAGAAAUUCAUUCAGUCCAAUAAGAUGAUAAUUAAAUUCAGAGAAGAUCAUAUAGCUCGCCUGGAAAAACUGCAUAAAGAAGCUUAUGGUAGCUUUUUGCCCAUGGAACAAGAAGAGUUGUUCAGAGAGUUGAAAGAGGAGCUGGAGACCCUCAGGGACCAGGUAGAACAGCAUCCACGAGUUGCAAAAUAUGCCAUGGAGAAUCAUAUUCUCCGAGAAGAAAAUAAACAACUUCGCUCCUUACAGUCUGUGAAAAGAGCACAGGAAAUGGAAGCUCAAACCAUGGCAGAACUGGAGAAAGUGUUUUUUGAAGCUUCAGGUAGAGAGUGUAAUAACAGAGGGCAGCAGGCAUGUUCUGUUACUGUAUCAACAGAGAGCAAUACUGCAGCAUCUAUUGAAAGACUGAAAGAACGUCUGAUGCAUACACAGAGUGAACUGGCAAGUUGCAAACAAGAACAUGAAGAAUUCAAAGAGCUGACAAAGAAAAAACAAAUGGAACUAAAAUCAGAACUUCAGUCUGUACAGAAGGCAAACCAACAUCUUGAAAAAAUUUUGGAAGCAACUAAGGCCUGUAAACGCCAGGAAGUUUCUUACCUUAAUAAAAUGCACAGAGAAACUUUAAAGAACAUAACCACUCCAACAAAGGCUUAUCAGCUCAGGUCUAGACUGGUGCCACGACUAACCCCUGAAAUGUUAAGUCAGGAAUCCCCUCUAAGUUCAGGAGAGAUGGUGGACGAUAUUUUUAAUGAGCCUAUGCCUCCUGAGAUGAAUGAACAAGCAUAUGAAGCUAUUGCAGAAGAGUUGGAAGUGGCGCAGAAAGAGUUAAGCACUCUUCAGACCAAAUUAGAUGCAGAAGAAACUAAAGCUGUAAAGCUUCAGCAACAUAUUAAUAAGCUGGAGCACCAUUCUUCACAAAUGCAAGAGCUUUUUGCCUCUGAAAGAAGUGAGUGGCAGUCUGAAAAACAAGGGCUUCUUGAAAAGGUUGAUUCUCUUGAAAAGAAAUACCAGGAUACUCAGAACCAGGCUGACAUAUUAAAGAGUGAAGUUCAUGACUUGCGAAUUGUCCUGCAGUCUGCAGAUAAAGAAUUAUCUGCUGUAAAAAUGGAGCAUGACACCUUCAGAGGAAAUCAAGAGAAAGAAAUAAGUGAACUUUCUGUUAGACAUAUUAAUGUGCAACUGCAACUAGACAAUGUCAGACUAAGGUAUGAAAAACUCCUUGAAGAAAAAGCAAGUCUGCAAGAUAACUAUGACAAUCUCCAAGAAAUAUUGAAAUUUGAGACAGACCAACUGACACAGCAGAUUCUUGACAGCAAGCAGGAAAAUGAAACACUAAAAACUGAGCUUCAGAGUUUGUUGGCCCUACUAGAAAGUGAAAAAGAACAUAAUCAGAAACUUACUAUGCAGUUGCAAGAAGAUAAAGAGCAUAAUUCCAGGGAGCACUUGAAAGAUCUUCAAAUUAUGGAGCUAGAGAAACAGUCCUCUAAAAUGGUGUCAAGAUAUGAGCAACAGGAAGCCAAGGUGCUGAAACUGGAACAAAGCUUAACUGCUGCUGAAGUAGUUAUUGCUUCACUGCAGAAGACAAAUACUGCUGAAAAGGAAGUUGUAUCAGAUCUGAUGAGCCAAAUUAUGGAGAUGAGAACAUCUAUCUGUCAGAAGACGGAGUGCAUAGAAGGACUCACAUGUGAGCUGGAGGACUUAAAAUGUAAGUAUAAUUCUGCUUUGGUUGCAAAAGAAGACAGCAAAACAAUUGUAGAAGAUCAAGAAAGGCAAAUUGAAGGGCUGAAAGAGACCUUGGAGAGAAUACAAGCAGCUGACAAAAUUGAGAAGGAGAUACUUUGUGAAGAAUUGCAUCAUACCUCAGAGCAGCUAAGCAGGUUAACUGAAGCUUCUAAAAAUCAUGCAGCACUUCUUCAGUCUGCACAAGAAGACAUAAUUAGGAAAGAAACAUUAAUCCAAGAACUUCAGGAGCAGCUGGACAAAAAGACAAAAGAACUGGAAAACAGGAGGGCUGAAUAUGAAUCUAAAAUGCACCAGCUAGACUGUGUUAUGGAAUCUGCUGCUGUUGCACUUCCACAGACUCCCAAAACUCCACCCUGCUUUGACACAAAUCUUGCAAAGCUAUUAGAAACACAUGAGCAGGAGAUAGCAGAUCAGAGAGCAUCUGCAGUUAACCUGGAACAUCUUGUUGCUGAGUUAAAUGAAGAAAGAGAUGCUAAAAAUAAUGAAAUUCUAAGACUGAAGUCUCAAUUAUGUGAAUUGGAAAAUACUCGUCUGGAAAUUCAGGUAUUAAUGGAAAAUAACAGAAAUCUGCAGAGCCAACUUGAAGAAGCCAGAAGAGGAAUGCGUAUCAGUGGUACACAAAAUCCAGGUAUUCAAGAUCUAAGAGAGAAAGAAAAAGAACUAGCUGAAGAGAGACUGGCAAAGAAUAAAGUAAUGGAAGAAAUGCUGAAGGUUAAAUCAGAGUUAGAAAGAACCAGAAGUAACCUUGGAAUUAAAGAGACUGCCUUUCAAGAAAUGAGUCAAGAGAUGGAACGAUUAAAAGCUUUGGAAUCAAAGACAUUUGAGGAGAAACAGCAAAUACGAUCAAAACUGGAGGAAACAUGUGAAGAAAGAAUAAAAAUUGAAAAGGAGAUGUUCCUUCUAAGGAAACAGAUUGAGGUUCUUGCUGAGGAGAAUGGAAAACUGGUUGGUCACCAAAAUGUAAAUCAGAAGAUCCAGUAUCUUGUCAAACUGAAGAAGGAACAUGCUAAAUUGAUAGAGGAAGUAGAAGUACUUCGUGUUGAAAAUGCCUGUUUGAAAGAAAGAUGUCAAGAAUCAUAAUUUACUGCAUCAAGAAAUAAGUGCUACAUUAAUAAUAUCUACAAAGCAAAAAAGUAGCACUUAACCUUAUUCCCAUGAGUCUAAAUAUCUUCUUCAUCAAGUAUUGAUUAGCUGGAUGGGUUUUGCUCGGAUGGAUCUUCUGUAUUACUGAGCUAAGCUGACAAAUCAGUCCCAAUCACAUAUGUUAUGUGCCAGGAAUUAACACUUGAAAGCACCUCUGUCUCCAUAAUACUUAAACUUCCAGGCUUCCUGACUUUCAAAGAAGGCCAGUGGAUCUCACAAAUUGGACUAAUUUUAGACUUAAAAGUACCUCUGAUGUGUUUUCUACAAUGUAUAUAUUUUGAAUGUUCAGUUUUGAGACUAUAUUCAGCCUUUGGAAUAUAAAUUAAUUCACCUUUUUAUUACUCAAAUAUUUACUACAAGUACAUUUUGGAUUUGUUUGUUUGUUUAGAUAUAGCUAUCAAUUAAAUGUCAAGUCAGUCUUCUACCUGUUAGUAUAGACAAUGUGAAUUUGAUAUCCUAGUCUUCCUUCAUUUUAGCUAGUUGUUAUAUUUGAAAGUAAUCGUCUUGUUUAGCCUAACGCUGUCAAGCAUUGAUGUCAGCUCUGUCAUCUAGCCUGGAAUCUUAUUUGGAUAUUGUGCCCUGUUAAUUUUACAAGGUUUUCUUUUUCACACUAAAAAAAGUGUGGUCAUCUAUUGUAAAUAACUGAACUGUUAGUACUCCAAAAAACGAGACACACAAGGGAGACAUAUUUUAUGAAAUAAUUAUAUUAUCUCUCCAAGGUGAAUUCAAUUGUAAAUAGUACUUAAAAAAUAAAAAUAAAAGUUUGAUUAAAAUUAUGGGUUAAGACCACACUUUAAGUGCCGGGUGGUCUGUAGCUUGUUUUCUGUAAUUAGUUCUGGUGUUUCUGUUUCAACAGAUUAUAGGGUGCUAGAUUAUCAGAUGUCUCAAACUGUGAAAGUGCUGCAGGUUCAAGUGCUCCCUCCUCCACCACUCUUUUGUGCCUGUUUUAUUUCCAGCUUACUGUAAACAUGUCAUAUGAAUUAGGGAACAGAAUUGUGCUAAUCUGAAAAAAUAUGAAAUAUCAUAAUUGCUCUAACGUAGCCAUCACUCUUACUAGAGGAUAACAUGGUUUGAAUGUGAAACGUAGCUGUAGUUUCUCUAAUGUAGCCAUCAUUCUUAUUAGAGAGAAAAAAAUGUAGAGGGAAUUGGCAAGUUACUAAUCACAUAUUCUCCAUAUUUAGUAACCAGGUUAAAACUAGACUUACGUAUGUUUUCAUUUUACAUAUAAAGCAAGAACACACAUGUACAAAAUAGAUUUCUUCUGUGACAGGUAAGAAUGGUAGAUAACUGUCUUGGCAAAAUACACAGAAGCGGGAAGUGGCAUCCUACUUUCUGGCAUGAAAAAUGGCACAGGCAUGUAAUUUCUUUGGUACUUAAGUGAAGCUGCAAAGGAUACUCAGUUUGUGGACUCUAGGCUGUAUGUUAGCAACCUGUGAGAUUAUACAGUGCAUACUGCUGCUCCAUGCUGUAGAUGCAAUGGAGGGCAAAUGGGUGCCUGCUGAAACCAAGGACUGCUGUGUCCUAUUGGUCUAUUUCUCAUAUUUAGUGUUACUCUUUUGGGAGUGCCCUUUCACCAAAGUAAGUAUUUUAGGAACUUGGUCAAACUACCUUUCUGAUCUAAGUAUUGUUACUGCUUUGAAUGUUCACAUUCCAUUUCCUGCUUCCUUUGUUGUGAACUCGUCUCCUGGUCCAUGAUACACUUGACAGAAGUGUAACUUUAUGGCAGCUAUAACAAUUUUCAAGACUCAGGGGAGUGGGGAGUUACACAUAUUAGGCAUUAUUCUUUCAAGGACAACAUAUAAAAGGAUUUUGUACCUAAAUGAGUAGUCUUAUUUCUUUCAAAAUAGUGCUAGCUUAUAAAAUUGAUGUCUAAAUAUCUUUAAUUGCUCGUGUCUAUCAUAUAGCCUUCUGCGCUCUAUGUAAUAUUCAUAAAAGCCCGAUUUUCUUUCCUCUGUUUAUUGAAUAUGUGUAGGGAGAGAAAGACGACGGCCCUGAUGUCCACAGAUUCAGAUAAAAUCUCCUUCUCUUGGUAAAUACAUGUUGUCGUUAGUUGCAGUAAAUAGGCAAUAAAUGCCUGUAUUUUCCCAUUUCCUAUUGGUUUUUUAAUAAAUAUUUUAAUAUAUAGCAGAAAAACAAUUAGUUAUCCACUAUAAGUUUUGAGUUGUUCAAGACAAUAUCCUUCCACAGUUUCAAAAUACAUUCAGUGCUACAAAGCUAAGAGGCUGUGUUUUUGUUGUUGUUGUUUUUUCAUGUGUAUAUCCUCCCACUGCCCUCUCCAUUUAUACACUAUUUGAAGACUCUUCAACUAUGGUGGGUUAGUUUAUCCUGCAAUAAUCAAUCCUUCAUUUGUGCACUUGUUUUUUAUAUAUAUAUAAAUAUCUGUUUGAAAACAGCUGUGGAACAACUAUCGACCAUUGCUGUGUCUAAAACAGCAGGCUGUAUGUUAUGUGAUGUCUUCAUGCUUUUAUAAAUAAAUGAAUUCAUACUUUUUAAAAUGAA
Molecule: messenger RNA, 6842 nt
Organism: Sceloporus undulatus (fence lizard)
Lineage: Eukaryota; Metazoa; Chordata; Lepidosauria; Squamata; Phrynosomatidae
Gene: KIF15
Product: kinesin family member 15
Biological process (GO): microtubule-based movement
Molecular function (GO): microtubule motor activity; ATP binding; microtubule binding
Source: RefSeq, a predicted model, not a curated record